Molecule: messenger RNA, 1190 nt
Organism: Dromaius novaehollandiae (emu)
Lineage: Eukaryota; Metazoa; Chordata; Aves; Casuariiformes; Dromaiidae
Gene: MTX1
Product: metaxin 1
Exons: 8
Coding region: 74-1039 (321 amino acids)
Biological process (GO): mitochondrion organization
Cellular component (GO): cytoplasm; SAM complex
Source: RefSeq, a predicted model, not a curated record
GCCGGUCCCACCCCCCCGGGGGCGGUGCCGGUGCCGGUCCCGCCCCGCCGUGUGGUUCCGGGUCGGGCGGAAGAUGGCGGCGCCCAUGGAGCUGUUCUGCUGGGCCGGGGGCUGGGGGCUGCCCUCGGUGGACCCCGACUGCCUGGCCGUGCUGACGUACGCGCGGUUCACGGGGGCGCCGCUGAAGGUGCACCGGAUCGCCAACCCCUGGAGGAGCCCCUCCGGCAGCCUGCCCGCUCUGAGGACGAAGGACGAAGGCGUCAUCUCCAAAAUGCAACAGAUCAUAACCCACCUCAGGAAGCAGAAGUACAACGCCGACUACGACCUCUCGGCUAAGCAGGGAGCAGACACGCUGGCCUUUGUGUCACUGCUAGAGGAGAAGCUGCUGCCCGUGCUGAUCCACACGUUCUGGGUGGAUGCCAAGAACUACGUGGAGCACACGCGGAAAUGGUACGCAGAAACCAUUCCCUUCCCGCUGAACUUCUUCCUGCCCAACUGCAUGCACAAGCAGCACCUGGAGCGGCUGCAGCUCAUGUGGGGAGAUGGCUACAUGGAGGAUGAGGAGAAGCUGGAGAAGGAGCUGUACCGUGAUGCUCGGGAAUGCCUGACGCUCCUGUCCCAGCGCCUCGGGUCCCAGAAGUUUUUCUUCGGAGACUCGCCUGCCUCCCUCGACGCCUUCGUCUUCAGUCGCCUGGCGCCGCUGCUGAAAGCCAAACUGCCCAACGGAAAACUGCAGCAGCACCUGAAGUCCCUGCAGAACCUGUGCAACUACUGCGCCUCCAUCCUCAGCCUCUACUUCCCCUGGGACGGAGGCGACCCGCCGGCAGGCGCUCCCAGGGCGGCGGCGGCUGACGGCGGCGAGGCAGAGGACGACCCCCACAAGCGGCGAAACCAGGUCCUGUCGGUGCUGGUGGGGCUGGGGGCCAUGCUGGGCUACGCCUUCCUCAGCGGCAUCGUCUCCAUCCAGCGGGGCGCCGCGGGGCCCGCCGGCCACCAGCCCCUCGCCAUGGAGGAGGAGGAGGACGAGGAGGAGGAGUGAGGAAGAGCGGCCGGCGGUUAUCGCCGCUCCACCUGACUGUUGCUCUGCCGGGAGCCCUGCGGCAUCGCUGCCGGCCGGCGCCAGGGCGCUGCGGCCCUGCAGGACCACGGGAGCCCGCCGCGCGCCGCGCCAAUAAACCCGGUUGCUCUGC